This is a messenger RNA of Boleophthalmus pectinirostris (great blue-spotted mudskipper), 1444 nucleotides long. RefSeq names its product hepatic leukemia factor-like. The transcript has 4 exons. The coding region runs from base 258 to 1427 and encodes 389 amino acids. Gene Ontology annotation, molecular function: RNA polymerase II cis-regulatory region sequence-specific DNA binding; DNA-binding transcription factor activity, RNA polymerase II-specific. Lineage: Eukaryota; Metazoa; Chordata; Actinopteri; Gobiiformes; Gobiidae. Gene Ontology annotation, cellular component: nucleus. The record is from RefSeq and is a predicted model, not a curated record. Gene Ontology annotation, biological process: regulation of transcription by RNA polymerase II.
AGGCGCUCCUCUCCACAGACCUGACUCUCUCUAACCCCAGGACUGACCCAGACCUUGUGAAGUCCUGGUUUAGACCUGCUUUAGACCUGGUUCAGUUUAAAGUCCUGACUCGGCGCGCAAACUGUAAAAUAAACCCAAAACCGAACCCAGAACCAGAUGGCAAACCUCAGACGACACUAGCUGUUCCCCUCCCCGGACUUGUCGUCUCUUUUCGGGCAGAUUUUGAUCCGUUUCGAGGCUCCAGACCCCGGGGAGCCAUGGAGAAGGUGCCCCGGCCCUGCGCGCACAUGCAGCCGGCUUUCCUGCCUCUCUCCGGGCAUGGAGUGCUCAAGUCUCUGCUGGAGAACCCGCUCAAACUGCCUCUGCACCACGAAGGUCCGGUUCAGCUCCAGGAGAAGCACAAGUCUCUGGAGGACGAGGACAGAGCCGCUCCUCAGUCGGCGUUCCUCGGACCGACGCUGUGGGACAAGACGCUCCCGUACGACGCCGAGGGUUUCCAGCUCGAGUACAUGGACCUGGACGAGUUUCUGUACGAGAACAUCCCCCCUAGCCCCGCCCACGGCCACGCCCACCAGCACGAGCAGCCGAUCGCGGCGCAGAACGGAAACCUCCGCCUCGAGCAGCCCAUAAUAAGCCCGAGUAACGUCAGUCAUCACCAGCAGCCAAUCACGGGCCAGACACACGCCCACCUCCUCGAGCAGCCAACUGCGGACCAGAACGGCGCCGUCAAUCAUCAUCAUCACCAUCAUCAGCCAAUCACGAGCCAGAACAGUCCCAUCAAUCACCUCCACCAGCCAAUCCUGACCCAGAGCUCUCCCCAAGUCCCGCCCACCGCACACCGACAGCCAAUCCUGAGCCAGAACCACCCGCCAAUCAUCUCACAAGUCCCGCCCACCGCCCUGCGACAGCCAAUCAGCUCCCAGGUCCCGAGCAAAGGGAUGGACCGAAGCCACGCCUCCACCUCCAGCUGCCUCCACCAGAGCCCCCCUCCCCCAGGCCUGUCGGACCAGAGGAGCACUCCCAGUCCCAUAGACCCGGACUCGAUCCAGAUCCCGGUGGGAUUUGAGCCGGACCCGGUGGACUUGGCCCUGUCCACGGUCCCGGGACAGGAAGUGUUCGACCCGACGAAGAGACGCUUUUCCACCGAAGAACUGAAACCACAACCCAUGAUCAAGAAAGCCCGAAAAGUCUACAUGCCCGAAGACCUGAAGGACGACCGUUACUGGGCGCGGCGGCGUAAAAACAACAUGGCGGCGAAGCGUUCCCGUGACGCGCGGCGGCUGAAGGAAAACCAGAUCGCCAUCCGGGCGGCGUUCCUCGAGAAGGAAAACUCCGCCCUCCGACAGGAAGUGGCCGACCUCAGACAGGAACUGGGACGAACCAACAACGUCCUGUCCCGGUACCAGGCCCGGCACGGACCCGUCUGACCCACAAGUGACCCACA